GCGAACAGUAGAGAAAAGAGAAAGAGAGAGAGAGAAAGAGAGAAGGAGAGGAACGACGGUGGAGACUAUCAAACUCUCAUAAAACUGUCAGGCACGGUCGCCGGGGCUGACUUAUGUGCGGCCCUUCUUCUUCUUCUUCCUCUUCUUCCUCUUCCUCUUCUUCUUCUUCUUCUUCUUCUUCUUCUUCUUCUUCUUCUUCUUCUUCUUCCUCUUCUUCUUCUUCUUCCUCUUCCUCAUCCUUGACAUCGUCCUCGUUGGCCAUACGAAGUAGCUGCUGUUGCGUGAACUUGUCUUCUCCCAAAGUGCCGUAAGGAUUUCGAGCCUCUACCAAGAAGAAAGACACUUCGGGAAGAACCUAAGGGGAUACCAAAAAAAAGACACCGAUUCUUUCUCUCUCUUUCUUUGAACGAACGAACCACCCCCUUUUUUCGGGGUAAUCGCGGUAGGGGGCGCGCGCGCACGCGUUACCCCCUUUGCCGAGCAGGCGGAAGACUACUUGUCGGUGACGUCGCGCUAGGAAAGAGAGGAACUGCCAGAGAAGAGAGAGAGAGAGGGCUGCCCCCACCAGGGUCCUUGCUCGAGGGCUCCCGAAUAUCUCUCCAUUAGCCCCCCUCGUAGCGACGGCCAUCCCCUCUCCUCGACGAAAGCUCUCCUUCUUUCUCCUCCCUCUUUUCUCGGCUCUCUCUCUCUUUCUCUCUUUCUCUAUCUCUCUUUCUCUGUUACUCUUUCACUCUCUCGUACGUUCACGCACCCCUCUCGGCUCUCGUCACGUCGACGUCGACGACGUUGGCCUGCGAGACGGGCACACGAGCGGCGCAGCGCCAGCAGCACCACCAGCAGCAACAUCAGCGGCAGCAGCAGCGGCGUCGGCUGCGGCGGCUUCGAGCCGACGGAUGACGACGACGACGACGACGACGACGACAACGACGACGACUACGACAACUACUACUACUACUACUACUACUACUACUACUACGAGGACGACGGUGAAGAGAGGAGAGAACGGGCUUGAAGAAUCCUUCGUCGCCGGCAGGAGAGACCAAUCAAGGUUUGACGAACGGCGCGGAUUGGUCGAAGCGCUCUCCUCUGACACGCAGAGAGCGCGGGCACGUGACAAGCUACCGCACACACCGGCCUCUGAAUCGCGGCGAGGCCUUCAGUACGAUACCAACCACCCUCCGCGCAUGCAACGGACCAUCUCCGCGAUCCUUAAAAUCUUCUCUUUCUCUUUCUCUUUCUCCUUUUCUCUUUUUCUAUCCUCUUCCCUUUUUCUCUAUUUUUCUUUUAUCAUAUUACGUGUAACAAUUUCUUUUUAAUCGUCAUCGAGGAUAAUCAUUUGACAGAAACAUUCCUCUCUUCGGAUAGGGAGAUAUAGGAUAACGUGUAAGAGCUCUCGUAGUGCGACGCGAACGGGAGUUCUCUCUCUGGUGAACGCGACAAGGAAGAACAGUCCUUUCCGAUGGAGCGAACCAACGAGUUCGCUGUCACGUGCUACCACCGGCUGGAACCCCGAGUUCUCUCUAGGUAGACAGGUUCCGAAGAGGAAGAAAAAGAUAUAUAUAUAUAUAUAUAUAUAUACACAGAAAGAAAGAGAGAGAAAGAGAAGAGAGAGAGAGAGAGAUAGGGAAAGAGAGAGAGAGGGAAAGAGAGAAGUCGUAAAGAAGAAGAAGACAGUUUUAUUGGGGUAAGCCCACGUGACCCUUGUAAACAGAGGCUUCUUUGUCGUCGCGUUUUGUCGCGUAUAAACUGUGUUUACGUGAGAGAAAGGUGAAAGAUGAAGAUCAUUCUUAUCUAAUGGUCUUAUUAUUGAAAGGAAAACAAUAAACGGAAGGCAAAAAAUCUUAAGGUUUGUGCGAAUCGUGAAUGUCGUUCAUAUCGGGACGUGCGAAGAGAUCGGUUCAGUGACGUCGAAGAGGGACGAAGAGAACCGCGAACGAUGAGUUCGUAUCAGUUCGUCAACUCGCUCGCGUCAUGUUACGCGGGCCAACAGCCUCAGCAGCAAAGGCCUACGCCGAAUUCACCCGGAGAACCGAUGCAGGCGGCAUCGCCAGCUGGUGCAGAUUAUUAUAAUCCGAAUGCAGCGGCGACGAGUUAUCCGGCACCAUGUUACUCGCCUCAGCAACAUUAUCCGCAACAUCCGUAUGCGACUCCUGCAUCCGGAAUGCAACACACAGCACCAACCGGCAUGAUAGACUAUACGCAACUUCAACCUCAACCGAGGCUGAAUGCAACGGCCACCUCGGCGCAACAUGGAAUGCAUCAGCAACCAUCUCAGCAUCAUCCUCAACAACAUCAUCCCCAAGCACAACAACAGGCACAGCUUCACCAGGAUCCAACGACACCUUUACUUCAAGCCGCUAAUGCGCCUUCCGCGCCCUCAACAUCGAGCUGCAAGUACGCCGACUCGACUUCCUCCACCGGAGUAGCCUCGCCUCAGGACCUCUCGACCUCUACUUCGAGAAAUAGUCCCACACCCUUGGUAGCACCCGGCACGAGCAAAUCUGCGUCCGGUUUGACAUCGCCACCUGGAACCUCUUCGAGGUCCUCCGUCGCGGCGGGAUCCGCAGCUUCACCUCCGAGUGGAACGCCGAGAAACGUUGCCGAUGGAAAUUCUACCCUCACGACGGCAUCCUCAGCUUCCUCGCCAGCAUCUUCCACUUCGAGCACAUCCAGCACAGGAAAUAAUUCGUCGAAUAAGGUGAACCCUUCCGGUAGCAAUCCACCGCAGAUUUAUCCUUGGAUGAAAAGGGUUCACAUUGGACAGAGUACGGUAAAUGCAAAUGGCGAAACAAAACGACAAAGGACAUCUUAUACGAGGUAUCAAACUUUAGAAUUGGAAAAGGAGUUCCAUUUCAACCGCUACCUGACGAGGCGGCGUCGCAUUGAGAUCGCCCAUGCUCUUUGCCUGACUGAACGUCAGAUCAAGAUCUGGUUUCAAAACCGGCGGAUGAAGUGGAAGAAAGAACACAAGAUGGCGAGCAUGAACAUCGUACCGUACCACAUGUCGCCGUAUGGACACCCUUACCAGUUCGCGCCGCACCCAGGCCAGUUCGCUCACUUGGCCACAUAGGACGAGUUCUCGCCCGCCGAGCUCGGAGCACACGCUGUCCGCUUUCCCGGGAUGUACGGCGAGCAGAACUUCUAAAAGGCUUUUCUCCGAUCGGACGCUUCACUUCCAGUAGGAUUCGCGAGCUGGACAUUUCGCGAUCGCGAUUGGCUUGCCUCGAAAUAUUAACAUUCUCUUUCCAAAAAUAUCUCUUUUCAAAAUAUUACGAUUUUCUUUGUUAAAUUGAAAAACGUAAGAGAAAGAGAAAUAGAAAAAAAAAGAGAAAAAGCGAAAUAGAGAGAGAGAGAGAGAGAGAGAAAGAGAGAGAAGACUCGUUGGCUUGCCUGUUCGCGAAAGCGAUUACUAUGUCACAAAGCAACUAUUCGAAGUUGAAGGGAAGCCAAAAUUUUCUGCGAAUGUAGUGCCGUGCGCCCGAUUUAAGACUGGACGCGCUCCGAGGGACUCUCACGUAUAUAUAUAUAUAUAUAUAUAUAUAUAUAUAUAUAUAUAUAUAUAUAUAUAUAUAUAUAUAUAUAUAUACACAUGUAUACGUAUAUAUACAUAUAUAUACAUAUAUACAUAUAUAUAUAUAUAUAUAUAUAUUUACAUACAUGGACGCAAGGAAGAUUAUAGGAUGAUCAUGCGUCCUUUAUGAGAGCCCACCUCAGCGGGUGAGAUAAUCGAAACUCUAGUUUAAGGGUAGACAUUAACGAUCUAAAGAAGGAAAAAAGAAUUAAGAAAAAAAAAGCAAAUAUAAUGGAAGAAGAUAAAAACACGUAAGAAAGGAAAUCUCGAUUUUAAUGGCGAAACUUAACUAUCGUCGUCCUCUUGUCUGGCUGCACACUGUUUCACAUGGUCCGUGAAUGAGCGAAUCGUAUUUGUAAAGGAUUAAUAUCGAUAAAAUGAUGGAAGGGGAUGAUAAUCAGACAUUUUUUUUUUCUCUCUCGGAUCGUCCUGUACUUACUUACUUUUUCUCCGUUUCGCUACUUAUUAUCGAAAUCUUCUAUCGAAGAGAAUAUGUCUAUUUCUAUUCGACGAUGAAUUCGAUGCGAUUGGAGGAAACAGUUUCUAUCUGCACGUUGAAGUCACUAUUCCUAGUAUGUAAGGUGCCUAUUAAUACUCGAAACCUUCUUCGCCAAUUAUUAUUCUCCGGUCGAACGUAAAAUUUUCGAAUGAUUCGCAAAUGUAUUUAGACGUCUAACAUUCUCGUCAAAAUAUUCGUUCGAUUUUAUUACAAUUAAAUCGAAUAGUCGUAUUAUUGAUUCAUGGCGAAUAAUGAUCAUCUAAAUGAGAAUUCAAUUUUAACGUAAACGUUUACGAAUCCGCUCUCUCAUUUUCGAAAUAAUGCUAAUUAGCAAUUUCAUUUGAACGAUUUUAUUGCUACGUAUAUAUGUAUAUGAAAAUAUAUUCAUUUUUAUAAUGUGAAAUCUUUAUUCCUCUUGCUCUCGAUACUUUCUCGUUUAUGGAAAAGUAUACGUAAGUAAAUUUUAAUCUGGGAUAUAUAAUUAAGGCAGAAAGACUCGAUGAUAAAGAAACGGUGGGCAGCUUAGGCGCUGCAAGCUCUUUGUAAAUAGUUUGCACCGUAAUGUGUAAACACUCGUUCCUAUAAAAAAAAAAAAAAGAAAAAAACGAAAAAAGAAAAAAACAAAAAAAAGAAAAAAAGAAAAAAUUGUCAACUUAUUGUUAGAUAAAAAUCCCUUUACAACUUGGCUGUUUCUUUCGAACCAUCGUUCAAAAUUAAACGUUUUAUCUCUUCGGUAAUAUUAAUAUAUCAGCUAAAUAGAUGUAUAAACCAAUCUUUUUCCCCUCUCUUCGAUGUUACACACGCGAAUCGUCAAAUUUGUCGAUUCGAUCGAAAGCGAUGGAACGAAGUGAAUGUAAAAAAAAGAAAAAAAAGAAAAAAAAAUAAAAUAAAAAAAGGAAAAAAGAACAAAAGAAAAAAGAUCGAUCGCAUAGAACGUGUCAUCUUGAACAUCGAGUCGAAAGCAUUUUCGAGAAUAUCGAUCGAUCGAUCGAUCGAUCGUUUCAGUUUAAAAAAUAGUAUCUUAAGCCGUUCGGCUCGAGUCUGUAAAAAUGAAGUAACGACGAGCGUUCCAAAGUUCUCGUUAUGCUUGUGUUAUAUACGUAUAUGUAUGGGUGUUUUCUUGUGAUACAAGAGAGAAAAAGAGAAAGAAAGAAAGAGAGAGAGAGAGAGAGAGAGUGAGAGAGAGAGAGAGAGAAAGAAAGAAAGAACGAACGAGCGAAAGAGCGAGAGAGAAUGAUUGAGAUUCGUUUUAUGCUUUAGAUCGAGAAGUCGUAUAUGAUUGCGACGUGCUAAGCAAAUUCGGAAUAAUACAGGGAUCCUUAAAAUAUAUCGAUGUGUUUAAAGUUAAAUAAAAACAAAAUGGUGACAAGAGAGCAAAAGUAUGAUAAAAUAAAAGUAUGGCCGGAAGAGACGCUUUAUUACGCGACUGGCGAGAGGGGGUUUCUUUAUAAGUAGAUUAACGAUGAAUUGUACAUAAUGAUUGAAUAUAAUUGAACAACGCGAUAUUGAACGACGUUAUCUCAGCUAGGCGUUAACGAAAGAGCAGAUUACUUCGUUGUUUGUUAAUUUAUCGGCCCGUUGUAAUGAGUGGUGGAGGAAAAAGAGGAUGAAAACGAACGAAUCACGAACGAUUCCUCAUCUUUUCUCGAACGAAUGAAAAUGCGUGUAAAACGUAUGUUUAUCUUUACGCACGAGCAUUCACUUUUCGACGUAUUUAUGUACACGUAUAACCACGUACAUUCUAUAUGUACGUAAUAUAUAUGUACAUGAAAGUGCAAAAGUUACAAAA
Vespa velutina is the source of this 5859-nucleotide messenger RNA. RefSeq names its product homeotic protein Sex combs reduced (gene Scr). Lineage: Eukaryota; Metazoa; Arthropoda; Insecta; Hymenoptera; Vespidae. Bases 1937 to 3070 code for a protein of 377 amino acids. Gene Ontology annotation, cellular component: nucleus. Gene Ontology annotation, biological process: regulation of transcription by RNA polymerase II; anterior/posterior pattern specification. Gene Ontology annotation, molecular function: DNA-binding transcription factor activity, RNA polymerase II-specific; RNA polymerase II cis-regulatory region sequence-specific DNA binding. The transcript has 2 exons. The record is from RefSeq and is a predicted model, not a curated record.